This is a messenger RNA of Eremomyces bilateralis CBS 781.70, 890 nucleotides long. RefSeq lists its product as uncharacterized. The record is from RefSeq and is a predicted model, not a curated record. Bases 305 to 793 code for a protein of 162 amino acids. The transcript is spliced from 2 exons. NCBI's taxonomy places the organism in Eukaryota, Fungi, Ascomycota, Dothideomycetes, Eremomycetales, Eremomycetaceae.
UAUCCCAUCAUCGCCGCUGCAUCCUCCAUUCUCCCCCACCCACCACGGCACCACCCAUCACCACCCACAAACUCCAUCACCACCAUCGCGCGACAUCCCGCUCGGAACGCGGCCAAGAACGCGCCAGGUUCAAGGCCGGAUCGCUUGAGAGUCACCUUCACACGAGGCAGCCCAUCUCUCCAGCGUCCAUGGCAUAAACUACGCGCGACUAAAAGACAUCCAUCUCGACAUUGAUGGUCCCGCAUGUACCAUAGCACGGUCCACAGAAGAACGAUUGCAUCGGCGCUUGUCGCAGGAGAGAAGAAUGGCCGGCGAACAUCCUCAUUCGCAUCAUUCUCAUCGCUCUCCUCAUCCUCCGCCUCCCUCCUUACCAUUGCCUCCUCAUCCGCAAUCCACUGCACCGUCCCCUUAUGUGGCCCAUUCACCAACCCAAUCUACCUUCAACUUCUCUCCACAGCGCCCGUCCCUCCGAAACUCCAAUCCACCAACACCCGCUCCCUUGUCUCUUCAUCCUCCUUUCAACAAUCAUCACCAUCAACCUCCCUCGCCGACCGGGUCUACCCUUCCUCCCAUCGCCUCCGUCUAUCCCCGUGAGUCCAACCUGACUCCGACGAACUACUACAAUCGAGCCCCGGAACAUGGCGAUUCAUCAAUAGGGAGGGACAAUACCCGAUAUUCCCAUCCAUAUAAUGCUCAGGUUUGUCCUUCAAAUAUUUCUCGGGACAGUAGGAAUUCCGAUGUUCGGAAUUCCUAUUGUCGCUGGUUUGGAAGUGGAUCAAAGGAAAUUUGCUGACAAGUGACCACCAUCAUUGCAGCCCCGUGAAGCGUACCCGUAUCCCGAUUCACGACAUUCCGAGCGGACAACGCACGAUCAAACUUAUCAUUCACCA